Molecule: messenger RNA, 867 nt
Organism: Dovyalis caffra
Lineage: Eukaryota; Viridiplantae; Streptophyta; Magnoliopsida; Malpighiales; Salicaceae
Source: the annotation of a GenBank genome assembly
AUGGAGGGAAUCUCCCUAGAACUGAAAGUAAUUUCUUGCAGAGAUCUCAAAACGUUCAAUUUCUUUCAAAAGCUCUCAGUCUAUGUUGUUGUUUCCAUUUUUAUUGAUGAACCAAAGAAGAAUGAACAACCGCGACAAAAGACAGCAGUAGACUUUCUUAAUGGUGUGUUGAAGAAGAAUGUAAAGCAACAACAACGUCUGCAGGGGCAAAAGACAUCUCUGAAUGUUUUCAACGAUGAAGCUAAGAAGGACGAACAGCAGCAACUUCUGCAGCGGCAAAAGACACCGGUGGACAGAGAAGGAGGUAGCAAUCCUGAAUGGAAUCAUAUGAUGCAGUUUGAUCUCAAUACCACUUCACUUCCUGAUCAAGGUGAUAAUCUCUUUUUCAAAUUUGAAUUGCGCUGCGAAGGAGCCAUCUUUGGAAACAGAACUAUUGGGGAAGUUUGUGUCCCAUUCAAGGAUUUGAGUGAGGAAUUUAACGGCAGUGUCAGAUUUGUAAGUUAUCAGGUUCGAAAUAGCGAUGGGAGGCCAAAUGGGGUCCUGAAUUUUUCCUAUGAGGUGAUUGAGAAGGUCAAGAAGAAAGGAAUUGAUAGUCCAAAAGUUGAUUUGCCACGAGGAAUUCCUUUCUCAUCAGUUAAAAAGCUCAUUAUCCUUCCCUGGAAGUCGAUGUUAAUGAAAGCAUGUUAUCCUACGCCUCCGCCAGCCUUUCCAUAUCAACUUCCACCAUCUGUUGCUGUGGGUCACGGAGUGUAUCAGCAUCAAUAUCCAUCACCAUUGACACAGAAUCCAGGUUCAGAUUGGUACUCAACAAAGACAACAGAGUAUGGUUGCGGUACGUGUGGGUAUCCUGGAGGUUGGGGCUCUUAG